CCAAAUAUUCCACUUCUCCAAGAAAUAUUUAGAGGUUUUGGGCUCAUAUCAUCAAGUGGGCAUAUAUGGAGGCAACAGAGAAAGUUUGCUUUAGCAACACUGAAAAGCAUUGCUGUACGUUUUGAGGAGAAAGUGCAAGAGGAGAGCCGGUACCUUGUGGAGACGAUUGAAGAGGAGAAAGGACAACCAUUUGACCCUCAUUACAAAAUUAAUAGCGCUGUUUCAAACAUCAUCUGUUCCAUAACUUUUGGGAACCGCUUUGACUACCAUGACAACCAUUUCCAGGAAUUACUGCACUCAUUGGCUGAAGUGCUGCUGCUCAUCGGAAGUUUCUGGGGCCAGCUAUAUAAUGCUUUUCCUUUGGUCAUGAGAUGGCUACCAGGACCAUUUAGGAAAAUCUUCAGACACUGGGAGAAACUCCAGUAUUUUGUGAAGGAAGUGAUCGCAAAGCACAAGGAGGAUUUGGACCAGUCCGAGGCAGAAGACUACAUUGGCUGUUACCUGAAGGAAAUAGAAAAGUUCAAGGGUGACACCAGCUCAUAUUUCCAUGAGGAAAACCUUCUGUGCUCCACCCUGGACCUCUUCUUAACCGGGACUGAGACGACGGCAACUGCCAUCCGCUGGGCUCUGCUCUAUAUGGCCACGUCCCUCCACAUUCAGGAGAAAGUGCAGCUUGAAAUUGACACGGUGAUUGGGCAGUCCCGCCAGCCCACCAUGGCUGACAAGGAGAACAUGCCGUACACUAGCGCAGUACUGAGUGAGGUCCUGCGGAUGGGCAACGUCGUGCCACUGGGGGUGCCCAGGAUGUCCACCAGUGACACCACCCUGGCUGGUUUCCAUCUGCCCAAAGGCACCACCCUGAUGACCAGCCUGACUUCAAUAAUGUUCGACAAAAAUGUGUGGGAGACUCCAGACACCUUUAAUCCUGAACAUUUCCUGGAAAAUGGCCAGUACAGGAGGCGGGAGGCUUUUCUGCCCUUCUCUGCAGGCAAACGGGCGUGUCCUGGGGAGCAGCUUGCCAGGACUGAGCUCUUCAUCUUCUUCACUGCCCUCCUGCAGAAGUUCACCUUCCAGGCUCCAGCUGAUGCUGAGCUGACCUUCGACUUCACACUCAGCCUCACGCGCUGCCCCAAGCCCUUCCAGAUCCAUGCACUGCCCCGUGACUGA
Messenger RNA from Antrostomus carolinensis (chuck-will's-widow), 1167 nucleotides. It is a transcript of the gene CYP2J2, whose product is annotated as cytochrome P450 family 2 subfamily J member 2. The record is from RefSeq and is a predicted model, not a curated record. The annotation marks the transcript as partial. Gene Ontology annotation, cellular component: cytoplasm; intracellular membrane-bounded organelle. The transcript has 8 exons. NCBI's taxonomy places the organism in Eukaryota, Metazoa, Chordata, Aves, Caprimulgiformes, Caprimulgidae. Gene Ontology annotation, biological process: xenobiotic metabolic process. Gene Ontology annotation, molecular function: heme binding; oxidoreductase activity, acting on paired donors, with incorporation or reduction of molecular oxygen, reduced flavin or flavoprotein as one donor, and incorporation of one atom of oxygen; iron ion binding.